GGAUUUUCAUUUGACUUCACCAGAUGGAUGCUGGACGGAGUCGACAUCGACGUCGGGGCGGAUGACCACUACAGCUUGGUGGGAGGCAACCUGGUCAUCAGAAACCCGGCCCGGGACAAGCACCUGGGGAAGUACUCGUGCAUCGCCACCAACGAGUACGGCACCGUCAUCAGUCAACAGGCCUCUGUGCAGUUUGGAUAUCUGGAUUUCUUCUCCUCAGAGAGAGAGGCAGUGUAUGUGAAGGAAGGACAGGGAGCUGUUCUGCUGUGUGCUCCACCUCCUCACUUUCCAGCCGAGCUGUCGUUCAGAUGGAUGCUGAACGAGUUCCCCUUCUUCAUCCCGCUGGACAAGCGGCGCUUCGUGUCCCAGACCACGGGCAACCUGUACAUCUCCAAGGUGGACCGUUCGGACACGGGCAACUACUCCUGCUUCGUGUCCAGCCCCUCCAUCUCCAAGAGCGUCUUCUCCAAGUUCAUCCCCCUGGUGCCACUGGCUGAACGUCCGAUCAGGAAGUACCCCGCCGACAUCAACGUGAAGUUCCCAGACACCACGGCCCUGCUGGGACAGAACAUCACCUUGGAGUGCUUUGCGUUGGGGAACCCCAUUCCAGAAAUCCGCUGGAAGAAGGAGAACGACGACCUGCCUCCGAACCACGAGGUGAGCAUGGUGGGGGCCCACCUCCACCUGUUCAACGUGCAGUUUGAGGACGCUGGGAGCUACACCUGCGAGUCCCGCAACUCCAAGGGGAAGGACCACCACACCGCCCGCCUCUCCGUGGAAGCGUUCCCUGAGUGGCAGGAGCACAUCAACAGCACGGAGAAGGACAUCCACAGCGACUACACCAUGACCUGUCUGGCGAGCGGCAGACCCAGGCCUCACGUCCGCUGGCUGAAGAACGGUCACCCGUUCCACAAGAAGGGCAUGGAGUUCAGCGGGCUGACAGUGGAGGACUCGGGCAUGUACCAGUGCAUCGCUGACAACCACCACGGCAUGCUGUACGCCAACGCGGAGCUGCGGGUGAUCGUGUGCGCUCCGACGUUUGACCUCAGUCCAGUGAAGACUGUGCUGGCGGCCAAGAACAGCCGGGCGCUGAUCGAAUGUCGUCCGAAGGCGGCCCCAAAACCCCACCUGUUCUGGAGCAAAGGCACAGAGCUGCUGCAUAACUCCACCAGGCUGAGGGUCUGGGAGGACGGGACCCUGGAGAUACUGAACGUGUCGCAGGACGACGAGGGGAGUUACACCUGCUUCGCUGAGAACGACCAGGGCAAGGACAACAGCACUGGAUCCCUCACCGUCAAAGACCAAACCAAGAUCACCUUGGCUCCCUCCAACGCUGACGUCACGGUGGGGGAGGGCACACGCAUGCAGUGCGCUGCGUCCCACGACGCCUCAUUGGAGAUCGCCUUCGUCUGGUCCCUGAACGGCCGAGUCAUCGACCUAUCGGAGGACAGCCGGCAUUUCGAACGCACCUCGAACGGCAGCUCCAACGGGGGGCUGCUCAUCAAGGACACGCAGCUGAACCAUGCUGGGAGAUACACGUGCAUGGCCGAGACCACCGUGGACAACGUCAGUGCCUCGGCCCAGCUGGUCGUCAGGGGUUCCCCGGGGCCCCCCAUCGGCCUGCAGACGGUCAGCCUGAAGGAGCAGAGCGUGGCCCUGCAGUGGAGCCACGGCGUGGACAACCACAGCCCCAUCUCCAAGUACACCCUCCAGUACCGGGACGCCUUCUCCCCCGAGUGGAGGGACGCCCCGACAGCUCCUGUGGACGUGGAAGGGAACGCGGAGACGGCCACGGUGGUAGACCUGUCCCCCUGGACGCAGUACGACUUCAGGGUGAUGGCCACAAACACCCUGGGCACCGGGGAGCCAAGCGCCCCCCUGUUGAACGUGACCACGCUGGCAUCAUAUCCUGUGGUGGCGCCCUCGGACAUCAGGGGGGGCGGGGGGAACAGCGGGGAGCUGACCAUCACUUGGACGCCUGUGAAACCGCAGUGCUACUACGGCGAUAACUUUGGCUACAUCAUCGCCUUCAAGCCUCGCAACGGCACGGAGUGGCGGAAGGUGACGGUGUCCGAUCCGCUGGAGCGGCGCUACACCCACAAGGACGCCACCAUCCCACCCUACACCGAGUUCGACGUGAAGGUCAAAGCCUACAAUCACCACGGAGAGGGCCCCUACAGUCGCCUGGCCUCGGUCUUCUCCGCACCAGAAGCUCCGAGCGAGGCCCCAACCAACGUGGUAGGCCGACCUCUCUACGCCACGGACGCCGUAGUGGGGUGGGAUCCAGUCCAGCAGGAGAACAUAGCUGGAUACCAGAUAAAGUACUGGAGGAAAGGGGAAGACAGCGGCCAGGAGACCAAGGACACGGCGGUGUCCAGCAGAGAGAACCAGACCCGGCUGGACGGGCUGAAACCCGACACGCUCUACUUCAUUGAGGUCCGGGCGUACAACGUCGCCGGAUACGGGCCCCCCAGUGAACCAGUGGAAAUAAACACAAAUAAAGCCCCUCCCAGUAAAGGUCCCAGAAUCACCGGUAAGAAGUUCAAGGGUCAGCAGGUGAACAUCCAGUGGGAGCAGGUGGAGCCCCUCGUCAACGAGUCCGCCGUCAACUUUUACAAGGUCCUGUACAGAACGCAGGGCCAAGGCGCCACCACUUUGUACACCACCUUCAAGAAGUCUAUAGACCUACCCCUGCCCAAGGAGGGCAUCGUGGUGGAGGUGCGGGCCCACAGCGACGGAGGGGACGGGGCCGUGUCACAGAUUCAUAUCAUAGGUGAUGGUGUAAUGGCUGCCCGCUCCCUGGGCCUGCUGUCCCUACUGCUGGUGGCGCUCCUCUGCCUGGACUUUUGAAUGUAUUGGCACCUCAUGUCUUCACUUCCUGUGAAGGGGACUCUGUGAUGUUGACAGCGUAUGAGGACAUGAACUCUUUCCACAAUGUUUUUGGUUCCACCCCGCAACCAAAAAAAAACCAACAUAUUCCAACUGUCCACCCGCUACGGAAUAUGUUUGUGGGAUAAAAAAAAUAAGAAAGUUUGACACGAAUUGGACAUGGGCAAAGACAUCCCUUAUUUACUAUCUACAAAGCAUCUUGGGUGGAGUUUCAAUAACGGUGUUCUGUCAACUUGUUCAAUAUGCCUUAUGUAAACGAUGACUCUUAUCUUUCACAAUGUUCUCCUCUUAAAACGGAUGGUGAACGUGAGUGGCCGUCCCUCGGAGUUAUGAAGCAGUUAUUUUCAUUUUCUAUUAUUAAACAGAUGAAAAUAUGUCGAUAAAUGUGAUUUGUCGGAAUUUCCGAUGCGUUGACGUUUUGGAUAGCCUCUCCGGUAAUGCAUUCCAUAUUAUAAGCUAACAGGUAGAUAGUUGUGAACGAUAAGUGUACACGUUUAUGAAAUUGUCUUUGUGGUUAUAAUGCGGCGCAGAAUACUUACUUUUUUUAUUGUCUUUUAGAAACAAGCACAUCCUCCAUUACAGAGUUACAGUCCAAGCAAAUAACAACAUUUAGCAUCAUAGUAAAAAGAAAGCCAUGGUAAUGUAAUAUAUGCAAUAAUUUACAUUUGAAUGUGCUAUUGAUGUUAUCUGUGCAAUGAUACAUACUCGAUCGAAUUUAUCUCCUAUUGCAGAUCAUUGCAAAUUGUAAAAUUAAAGGAUUCUCAAUCACUUCCAAAACAAUGGUGACGGCAGAACAAUUCCACAGUUGAAUGUAAAGCAAAUGGAUGGACCCUAUAAUUAACCGGAUAAUGUGUCAGAAAAACAGUUACGAACCCUGUCUGAAAGGCUGUGACAGUGGCCAUCUUGAUCUAAUGUUGAAUACUUGUGUAUCUAAAAUGCUUCGCAGGCCUGCCUACCCUUAUUCCAAUCUGAUAUGGCAAAGUGUUACACAGUGAGGUGUGUGGAUUUAGAAAUGCUUUUGUCUUGACUGUGUCAUUUUGACCUUGGUACCAAUGGUACCAUCUGGUGCUUUGUAAAGAAUGUAGGCAUUUUCAUUUACUGUUAGUAUUUGUUCCAUCAUUUAGGUUUUCCUCCAUGGCUAUGUUCAAGUGUCACCAACAGUGAUGGACACCUCAUUCAGUACGCGUGCAAUGUCUGCUACGUCGAUGGCUACUUUAUGUUUUCUAACGACCCAACUUGCCUAGCUCCUAAUCUUACGUGCAUCAUUGUUGUUUUUUUCGUAAUCGGUCUGUGCGCAGACUGAAGAUGGACGAGCAAGCCAUUCCUAGACUGCGCAAACGUAAACCUUAAUAAUUUGUUAGUCCAAAUGAGCGUGGCCAUCUGAACAGCUCAUAUAUAUAUAUUUGAUUUGAUAAGAAAUUCGAUUGUAUAUGGAUUAUACAUACAGUAUGUCUGUAUAUAUAAUCGUCAAAUUUGUUUUCUUAUGUGUUUUUUUUUCAAUAUUUGUUCGUCCCUGAAACGUGAGAGGUUUUUCUUUCGAGGUUUCUCAUUUCCCAGAGGUUGAUGAACUAAGUGUGCAGAGAAAAGAAAUGCAGCGUUUACUAUUAUGAUUACUAUGAUUAUUAUGAUUACUACUACUACCGCGUACAGAUUCAUGAUUUGUGUGACUGACGCUAGCCAAGCUUAUCAUCGUAACUAUAUCCACAUCCACCACCAAGUGCUUUUCUCCUGCCCCCCCCGCUGCCCGCCCCACCCAUGCAACAUCCAAGCAUCCGACCAUCUGCGCGAAUGCAUGAAUGCCUUGAACGUAAGACGUAUUUUGGAGAAAGCGGCAACUCAGAACCAUACAUUCUACCAUGCAUGAACGUCGGAAAAACAAAAUUAGUAACUACUACAGCGGUGGGUUUUUAUACUUUGCAGGGGGAAUUGACCGGUCUCUUCUGAACCCUCCGAUGGCUUUACAUUAUAUACAUGAUUAUAUUUCCUCCCCAGGGGUUGGCGGUCCUCAGUGGAGAUGAUGAGGAUGAUGUGUGUGUUGGCUGCCUAAUUAAAGCUAGACAUAUUCACGCCUUGAGUCUUUGAGUUGUCUUUGAGGCCAAGUGAAAUGACUCACUCAAAAGAAAACAUCCUGCAAUUCAAUGCAAAUGAUUUGUUAGGGGGAAUGAAUGAAACCACUGGGUCUUGGUGUCGUGCGAUUGGUUGACCGCUGUUGAAGCGCUUUACUUGUUAUUGAUGGUUGAGGUAGAAGGAACUGGACUCUGAUCGGCUGGAUUUAAAAGCAACAAAUAAAAAAGUGUAGUUAACUCUUA
Messenger RNA from Gadus macrocephalus (Pacific cod), 5198 nucleotides. Its product is annotated as contactin-1a-like. Gene Ontology annotation, molecular function: cell-cell adhesion mediator activity. The record is from RefSeq and is a predicted model, not a curated record. Lineage: Eukaryota; Metazoa; Chordata; Actinopteri; Gadiformes; Gadidae. Gene Ontology annotation, biological process: brain development; cell-cell adhesion.